AUGUUUGAUUACUGUUUUGCCCCUUUGCUUUGUUUAUUAAUCAACUCAAUCUUCAUCAAACCAGCAUCUCAAACUUUCUUCUUUUUCUUCAAUAAUGGCGAGGUUCAUCGAGCUCUACUUCUAGCUUUUCUCCUAGUCCAAUUCUCCAUUGUAUCUUCGUCAUCUCCACCACAUUCCUCGCAGACUCCAUCGCCGCAUCCCACCGCCGAUUCACCUUCACCCAAAACUCCAUCACCGAUUCCCUUCCUCCAUCUCCUUCAGACGCUCCAAUUAACGCACCACAUCCUUCUUCACCUCCGACGCCACCGCAAUCAUCUCCGUCUCAAUCUCCGUCAACCGACGACACACCCCCAGCUCCUUUUCCAGCACCGUCGAAUCCAAAAGACAUCAACUACAACAACCUCGGACGGAGAAGGAGCUAAGAACGCCUUUGGGGAAAUGAGCAUGGCAAAGAACGUAGAUAUCAUACUUGGAAUGAUAGUUGGAUAA
Prunus armeniaca (apricot) is the source of this 489-nucleotide messenger RNA. The record is from the annotation of a GenBank genome assembly. NCBI's taxonomy places the organism in Eukaryota, Viridiplantae, Streptophyta, Magnoliopsida, Rosales, Rosaceae.